AUGACGAGAUCAAUUUCUUCAUGCAGAACGGCCCAUCGACCAAGAAUACAACUCCUCUCUCGCAGCCCGUCGAUCUCCCAAUUCCGAUCAUACACAUACUACCAGCGCUUCAGGGACAAUUUCCGGGUUGCUGCACGAAAUGUCCAUCGCAAACACCCCAUCGGAUUUCCUCUUACACUGCUUUUCGCCGUGGGAAAUACCGCCCUCUUAGUAUACAUUGUCUACGACUUUAUGACUCGAGUGAAUCCGGAAUUCACAAAGUUCCCUAAGGAAAUAGCUACGCCUCUUCGAAAGGCAGUAUAUUAUACUGAAAUGGACCUCAAACCACCGUCAGCAUUGGCCUAUUACAAACAGGCAUUAGCCGCUGGAUAUCAAUUGGGACUACAUCCAUUUUCAGAUGAAAUGCUGGGCAUACGAUUAGCGGUAGCUGCUAUGCUGGAGAAGGCAAAAUUGUUUGAUGCAGCGAUUGAAGUUCUCACGACAAUUAAGCAUGAUUGCGAGACUUGGAUAGAGAAUGGAAGGAGACGAAAACUGAUAAUGGAUCGGGAAAAUCAGAGUGGGAAAAAUACCCGACCUGACCCCUCUGAUUUGGAUGCUGUAGCUGAGUACGAAACUGAUCUGAAAAAGGAGCAGGAAGAGGAGGAACUGCGCGACAAGGUGGUGAAGAAGAUACCAGGCAUUAGCCUAAAACUAGCCGAUAUAUACUCCGAACAAUACCCUGAUGAUACCGCGAAGGCAGAGAAAUUCCUUACCUCUGCCUUCGAAACUAGCAGAGCAGAGCUUCAGCGAAGAAGAGACUUGAAGCUGCCUAUUACAUCGGAUGAGGAAAAUCCAGCAUACCUUACUCUUUCCGAAGUGGGCAAUGCAUGUAGUGAGUUGGCUGACCACUACGUAAAUAAAGGCAGAAGCGACCUAGCAACCAUUCUGUACAUGCAAGCAAUAUCCUUAUUCAAGGAAGACGAAGGAGAUGGACGACACAAAUGCAUCCAGGCCGUUCUCCUAAAUAAUAUUGCUAGUCAGAUGGCAGAACAGGCUGGAAAGGUGCCUUUGGGCGCCCCGUUGCCCUCUUCUGCGUCUUCAAACCCUGUUUCACGCGAUCAGCUGCUAUCCGCAGCGGGAGAAUGGGCCAAAAAAGCAUUGGACGUUGCUAGCAAUGUUGAGGAAUCAUAUAAGAAUGAGCAAUGUGACCAAGCCUGUGUUGUUGCUCUGUUCAACUUGGGAGAGAUAGCUGAGAUGCAAGAAAAUUCUCAGCAGGCAGAGGACUUCUAUCGGAAAGCCAAAGCAGCGGCUGUGAAAGUUCAAUUCGCGGAAGGAAUUGAACAGGCGGAAGAUGCACUGAAGAGGCUGCGACGCAAGAAGUGA
Molecule: messenger RNA, 1362 nt
Organism: Trichophyton benhamiae CBS 112371
Lineage: Eukaryota; Fungi; Ascomycota; Eurotiomycetes; Onygenales; Arthrodermataceae
Product: TPR domain protein
Exons: 1
Coding region: 1-1362 (453 amino acids)
Biological process (GO): protein quality control for misfolded or incompletely synthesized proteins
Cellular component (GO): i-AAA complex
Molecular function (GO): misfolded protein binding
Source: RefSeq, a predicted model, not a curated record